This is a messenger RNA of Xyrauchen texanus (razorback sucker), 1780 nucleotides long. RefSeq names its product taxilin beta b (gene txlnbb). NCBI's taxonomy places the organism in Eukaryota, Metazoa, Chordata, Actinopteri, Cypriniformes, Catostomidae. The coding region runs from base 83 to 1723 and encodes 546 amino acids. The transcript has 10 exons. Gene Ontology annotation, molecular function: syntaxin binding. The record is from RefSeq and is a predicted model, not a curated record.
CACAGCUGCUCUCUUUGAUAGUAGAGGAGUCUUUCUCACUCCUCUACACACUCUCUCAGUGCUCCUGCUGAAUUUCAUCAGAAUGGAGAUCUGUUCCCAACCUACUAAUGGUGACCCCAAGGCUGAUGUCACCCAAGACUUCACUGAUGAUCUGGAUCAGCAGCUGGAGGACAUUAUCAACACCUAUCAGGUGACUGAACAGCCCGGUGAACCUGAGGAUGUGGAGGAAGAGGUCGUCACAGACGGGAAAGAAGCAGGCAAAGCCAAAGACCAGAAGCUGGAGAAGAAGAUGUUAAAAAGUCUUGGGAAGGAAGCCAUGCAGCUCAUGCAAAGCCUGAAUAAACUCGGAACCCCUGAGCAGAAACUGGAGGCUCUCAUUAAAAAACAUGCUGAACUGUUGGAGGAGCAUCGCUCUGAUCAGAAACAGUUGAAGGUUCUGCAGAAGAAACUUCUCCAGGUGUUGAAAGAGAAAGACCAGCUGCAGAGUGAACACAGCAGAGCCGUACUGGCCCGCAGUAAACUAGAAGGCCUGUGCAGGGAGCUGCAAAGACACAACAAGACAUUAAAGGAGGAAACUCUACAGAGGUGCCGUGAAGAUGAACUGAAGAGGAAGGAAAUCACCACGCAUUUCCAGAGCACCCUCACAGACAUCCAGGCCCAAAUCGAGGAGCACAGCAGCCGUAACAACAAACUGUGCCAAGAGAACAGUGACCUGGCUGAUAAACUCAAGGAUCUCAUUUCUAAAUAUGACCAACGAGAAGCGAAUCUUGAAAAAGUGUUCAAACACAGAGACCUGCAGCAGAAAUUACUGGAGACAAAACUCACACAGGCCAACUUGAUGCUGAAAGACUCAGAAGAGCGACACAAACGGGAGAAGGAGCAUUUAUUGAAGCAGACUGCAGAAGCCAAAAUACAUGUGAAACUUCUCAAAGAACAGGAGAAUGACAUGAAGACCCAGCUUGCUGUAUAUUCUGAGAAGUUUGAUGAAUUCCAAGGAACGGUAUCUAAGAGUAACGGUGUGUAUGCUAGCUUCAAGCAGGACAUGGACAAGAUGGCCAAAAGGAUGAAAAAGCUUGAGAAAGAGGCGAUGGCUUGGAAAUCCCGUUUUGAUGGCUGCAAUAAAGCUCUUGUUGAUAUGGUUACAGAUAAAGCACUGAAGGAGAAGGAGUUUGAACUCUUCACCCUGAAGACCCAGAAACUGGAGAAUCUCUGUAGAGCUCUUCAGGAUGAGAGGAAAACCCUGCAACAGAAGCUCCAAAGUUCCCAACAGCCUGGAGUCGAUGCCACAGUUGCAACCGAGCAGGUCCCUACUGAGAACAAGGGUGUUACAGAAGCCACAGAGGAAAUUACAGUAAUUAAAGAUGAAGUGGCAGCCAAAACAGAAAUGGUCACCCAAGAUGCCCCCAAAGAACCAACCAGUGAGUCCUCUGUAGAGGCAACGCCUUUGACCAAAGAGCUCGCCAAUCUGAAGGCUGAGAAAGCUCGGCUACAAGAGCUAGCGGCAAGUUUUACUAUCCAACGCCACUUGCCGCUAGAGGACUGUGAGGACUCAAACAGCUGUGAAUUUUCUGAUGGCACAGACACCCCUCAAGAUGGGCAACAGGCUACAGGGGGCGACGCUGAACUUGAGCAGAACUUUACAGAGGAGAUGGGCCCCAUCACAGACACACUGUCUGAAGAGCAGCAAGAGCUUAGAGACAAAGAUAUGCAGUCAGUUGAUUAAAAAGGCUCAUCUGAAUGUCCUUUUGUCACACAUUCACAAAUAAAGUUUAUACUGCAA